AUUUAAGUUGCCAAUAUUUGGAGCAGCUUGUAGUUGAGUUGAUGCUGUAGGAGAGGACGUAUGAGUUGCUGUCAGGAAUUCAUUCUCUGGUUACCUCUCGUCAGUGAGCUUUUCUCGGCAAACAGCCCCGUCAUACGAUUUAUCUGACGAGCUCUGAGUACAAAACGCAAUAAAAACUGUACUCUGGAUUUACUCUCAGCAUGGUACAGUAUUUCGCUCUUCUGUCAAUUCUUUGUGUUUCUGGAGGUUCCCUGGGAACAACUACCUCUCCUCAACAACAAAACGCCACAAAGAUAAAAGAAUCAUGUGAGGUAAGAGACAGAUGUGGGUAAAAAGGAGCGCGCCGUGAAUUUGAAGCACUGACAAGCUUGUCCCUUUAACGGCCAACAGGAAACGAUGGUUUCAUGUCUAAAGAUUACUACUUGAGAUUCACCCUAUUCUCCACGCUUCAACCUUAAUUUGCCUAAGGUUUUUAGGAUUUAGCAACUGUUUUAGGAAAAUAAAAACCCGAUUUAUUUUGAGACAGUCUUACAAAAGCAAUUAUAAGCGAGUAAGAUUUGUUUGUCUGUUUAGUUUUAGUUUCAGUUUUACUUUAGUUUUGCUUUUGUUGUUUUUGCAUCGCAUUGCAGAGAAACCAGCCACGGAUUAGAAUACCGGGAUUAGGCCAAAUUUUAAGCUACAAUCCUGGACAAAAGUACUUGAGAAAAUGUUUUCAUUAAUGCACACUACCUAACGCAACAAAACUGUUUCCAAAUCAACGGCUUUGCGUAAAGAAUACCCCCUCCCCCAAUUCAAAGUUGCUUCCUAGAAAUGCUUAGGGAUCUGGCUUUCUUUAGAAGACCCAACAACAUUGCUUCCAGGGGGAGGUGGGGAGGGAAGAAUCGGUCGGCUACGAAGUUCAGAAAAAAUGCCCGCAAAUAUGCAACUUUCUCAACAGUUUUGUCCAAGAUUGUAGGUUUUCUUGUCUAAGAACAUGUUACUCGAGCUUACAACAUACUUUGGUGUCUUUACUCCGAGAUUCAGUGAUGAUAACAUAGAAUUUUACUCUAGGUAAAGCAUAGGAAGGUAAAUACAAAAAUAGAAAAAAGUUGUUUAAUCCUGGAUUAGCAAAGCAAAAGUUAGCAAAGGCCAAAAGUAGCGACUCUCAGUAAAUAAAUAAAUAUUGUUAUAAAAAAACAAUACACGUUGUUUUAAAUCAGCUUCGCAGUAGUCUUUGGACUUCUCGUUCUUGGGUCUUUAUAUUUUGGCUAAUUAGAUCUCUUUCCUAGAGAUGCAACGUUUACAACUAGCAGGAUCUUCGUCCACGGUUUUUGAAGUUAAAUUAAUCUUCAGAAAAUAACGGCCUUCCGAAAGUAACGACUUCAGAAGAUAUUUUCCUUUUUGCUAGAACUAACGGACACUAUAGAUAGAAAAAGCUUUAUCAAACUGAUCCGCGGUUUAUUUUGAACGGUUAUAUUGAUCUUUGAGAUUCCUUUACGUACAUGUCAAUGAAACUCUAAAUGUAACACAAUGAAAUUCCAAAGGUGCAUUACUUUUUUUUUUCUUCCUUUCAUCUUUGAAACAGUUCUUUCGAACUUUUAUUUAAAAGAAAUAAGAUGAAAUAAUUUUUUAAAAGAUAAAAAGUGUGGCAAUAACAUGAAAUAAGUUCUCCGAAUAAAAUGCAUGUGUAGAUGUUUUCACAUUUGUGGCGAUACUAUUGCCGUAACUUCGUACGGCCUAAGUAUGGUACACGGAUUAGCUACCCGAAAGUAGCGAGCUUCCGAAAGCAGCGAUAGGAAAGGGCUGCUAAAUCCAAAAGUAGCGAGGGACGUCACUUUCGAAAAUUUACGGUACUAUAACAAAUUUUCAGUAAACGCGGUCGAAAUCAUGAAUUGAACUUUGAACAGCAGCACUGCUGCUUUUAAUUCAACCACAAAUCGUAUUCGCUUACUCUUUGGCGUCAAUUGGCACCUUAACAACUAGAAAAAGCUUGUCCGAACAAUGGUUACAUAAUAAACCUGACAAUAACGGAAAUGUACUGCUCAAUUCCUCAGGUAAAUGACUUGCAUGAAAACCUGCCUCUCCACGUUUAAAAACCGCUUUGAAAAGCACAAAAGUGAACUCAAAGCCUGUGGUCACGACCAGAGGGGUAGGGACCGGUUAGUCACCUUUUUUUUGAAUGGUAUGAAUUAACGCCGAUGAAAUUACAAAAUUCCAUGGCAAGCUUCCGUAUAUCUCAGUGCCAAGAUAGCGACGAAGUUUAAAAAUCUUAUAAAUGAAGAUAUCAGGGCAUUAAAAGACGCUUUAGAAAAACUUAACGCACGAAAGAGCACAUCAAGAAGCGUUGUAACAGGUAUUUUGUCAAAAAAUUUCUGAAAAUUCUCAAUUUAACCCAAAUUUAAGCUCUAAACGUUUGAGAAGUGGCGUUCUAGAUUGAUACGAACAAGGAUAAACUUGUCCAAAAUCCUCGAUUGCCAACGUAAUUCGUCACCCAUAAUAUUGAUAGGUAAAAAGGCCCGAGAAUGGGAUUCAGACAAAACACGUGUGAUAUUCUUCUCUAAUUUCACUCGCCACCAUUUGAUUACACAUACUAAUUAAAGUUUAUCAUUUCAGAAAUCUAUACUGGGUCAUGGUUUUCCUGGCAUUCCAGGAUCAAAUGGCAUGCCGGGAAUGCCGGGCGCUCCCGGGCCGCAAGGGCCCCAGGGCUCGCAAGGAAUGCCGGGUCCAAGAGGAGACAGAGGACGGGAAGGGCCUCCUGGGAAGAGCGGAUCGACAGGAAUUAAGGGAAUGAAAGGUGAGCGGGGAUUUGUGGGAAUAAAAGGACAGCAAGGUAUUGUGGGAAAUCAAGGAAGAAAAGGAGACAAAGGAGAGAAAGGAGAAAGCCCCAAAGCAAGUCAAGCAAGUGUAGUACCACAAACCAACUGGAAACAAUGUGUUUGGAAAUCAACAAGUGAUGCUGAUAACGGAAAAAUUAAGGUAAACAAAGAUUUUACAAGAUAAUAAAUAUCAUAUGAAGUAAUGAUUAAUAGGCGGUGUCUAUGUUUACUAAUUGGAAAAUAGCUUUAACGCGUUUUAUAAGAUUAAAGCAAGAAAAAUAUAAUAGGCCGUAAGGAGGGUAAAUUUCCCUUUCCCCAGUCAGCUCUCUCGUGCCCCAUGCUACUCACGCUGCGCUCAGUUACGCGAUAAUUGCGUUUCGAGAUCAGCAAGUAAGUCCACAUACUGUCUGGUUGUUUCAAUUAACUUACUUAUUAUUUUCCAGUGACUCCGCAAUUGCGAACUUGUUCUGCCUUACACAAACUAAAAAUCUCACCCGGGCCCACUUUCCAUGAAGUAAUGUAUGACUACAAGAGUUUGGUAACAUUACUUUCUACUUUUGAUUUGAUUCUAAAACAGGACUGUUCUUUCAAAAAGCAGCAAUCUAAUUCAGCGCUCAGAGUCUCAUUCCAGGGAACUUUACGUCUAUAUAGUCAUCGCAAGUGUAGCCGCUGGUAUUUCAAGUUUAACGGAAACGAAUGUAGUGGACCAAUGACGAUUGAGGCAGUCGUGUACAGCUUCUGGCCAUCUGGGAGCAUUCCUGACCUGCACUAUCAUCGAUCAUUUGAGGGGUACUGUGAGAAUAUCCCACAAGGUGCAGUUAGAGUGGAAUUGUGGGUAGGACAGUGUAGUGGCUACACCCUGGGUGAUGCUUACACUGGGUGGAACUCAGUGUCCCGGAUAAUGAUUGAAGAAGUAUCUAGGCCCCAGUCCUAAUAAAGGAGUCUCAAUUUUUCCUGUUUGUUUGUUUUUUUUUGCCGCUGUGGUUUUUCCUCAGAAAAGUAUGUUCAGACAUGCAUGUUUAAAGGUCUGUAUCACGAUGCCUUCUUGCGUAAUUUGUUUUGUUAUAUUUGAAAAGUUCUGGGUGC
Messenger RNA from Porites lobata, 3881 nucleotides. The record is from the annotation of a GenBank genome assembly. Lineage: Eukaryota; Metazoa; Cnidaria; Anthozoa; Scleractinia; Poritidae.